AUGGUAUUACCUAAAGGUUUACCGCCCAAAAAUUCGACUGGACUUGUUGAUUAUAUUCGAAAAUCUGAACAUGUGCCGAUUCUAGUUGGUGUUCGAGCUGAAAGAGAUCGACUUAUUCGAGUUUUGAAAAUUGCCGUAGAACACGACAAUCGAAUACGUUCUAUUCACCAUGCUAUGGUUUAUCAUACUGGUGUCCAAGCGACCGUUGAAUUACAUAUUGUGAUGGAUGAGAGCCUUUCUUUAAAGAUUACCCACGACAUUUCCCAUUCGCUGCAAGAGAAGCUUUUAAAGCUUGACUUUGUUGAACGAGCAUUUGUUCACUGUGACUACGAUUGCGAUGAAUAG
This is a messenger RNA of Angiostrongylus costaricensis, 345 nucleotides long. Lineage: Eukaryota; Metazoa; Nematoda; Chromadorea; Rhabditida; Metastrongylidae. The record is from the annotation of a GenBank genome assembly.